Paraglomus brasilianum is the source of this 1224-nucleotide messenger RNA. NCBI's taxonomy places the organism in Eukaryota, Fungi, Glomeromycota, Glomeromycetes, Paraglomerales, Paraglomeraceae. The record is from the annotation of a GenBank genome assembly.
AUGCCCAAGAGCUCAACAAAACGCAAACAUGAGGAAUACUUCGAAGCUGAGCGCAUCGCCGAUGAGAAGAAAAUCGGAUCUGAACUUUUUUACCUAGUUAAAUGGAAAGGUGUAGACGUCUCAGGACAGCCAUGGGAACCGACGUGGGAGCCUGCAAAGCAUUGCACAAAAUUACUAGUCACAGACUGGGAGCGCUACAAGAAAAGAAAGCCUCUAGCAAACGGUCGAAUUUCGGAAUCGACGCGGGCAAGUCGUGCAUCACAACCGCCACCGUCCCUUGUACAGGCGCCAACUGACGGAAUGCAGCAGGUAGCUGACGUCGACAAUAGCAAGACACCUAAACGGGGGAAAAAAUUCUCACAUAAUACAUUGGCUUAUCCUAGCGAACAGGAAGUGCGGCCCGCGGGCAGGCGCUUACGGCCACUAGGCAUGCGUAGUGUUUCAUCUAAUUCUCGUGAAUAUCCGGCAAGUCCACUUCCGGAUGACACAUCCCAGCAGAAUAACACAUCCCAGAAGAAUGACACAGAUACAUCUUCUUGUGGCGAUUAUGAUGAAGAAGUACUGUGUGACUCAAAUACCAUCGCGCAACUUUUCCCUGGGAGUAGCACAGAAAAGGUGGGCGAACUUGGGCCGGAUGACGAAACACCUGAGACGGUGGUUGACGAACCCUCAGGCUCAACCGCGGAUGAGCUUGACGAGACAAUAAAUCCAGUCCCUUUGGAUGAUACGAGCGAAGAAAUUCGAUUGUUGAAGUCGAAUAUACAAGAGCUUCAAGAUUUACUCAAGAAGAAAGACGAUGUGUUUGAAAAAGCCGAAAGUAGCAUACGGGAAUUAACAAGGAAACUAAAGCGAGCGGAGCUUGACGUGCAAGAAUUACGAUUCGAAAAGUAUUUCCUUCAAGAUGAAGUUGAUUUACUGAAGCAAACUACGCAACUGCUGCAGGAUCAGAAUCGUGCCUUUGAUGAUGUACGUCGAUAUUUGUGGGCGUGUCAAGCGAGUAAGUCUCGUAAAACAGAUACAGAGGAAUCAGAUGCAAACUUUUCAACAUCUUUACAAUCACAACCGAAUGGAAAUGUCGACAACGCGUUUGUUGAGGCAUUUAUGUGUGAAUGGGAAAAUUGUGGAAAGGUUUACGAGUCCAAACGUGAGCUUAAAGCACAUCUUUUCGCUGACCAUCUUUAUGUGGGAGUUGUCUUCAUUGAUAGACCUCCUGUAUUGAACUAA